AUGGACAAGCUUUCAGGAAUCGCCUCCAAGCUCGGUGGCAACAAGAGCCACGGCUCUAGCAGCAACACCUCCGGUCAGGGUCAGGAAGACUAUGUCGAUAAGGGUCUCGACUCCAUUGAGAGCAAGCACGGCAUGGACCCCUCCAAAAUGCGCUCAGCCAACGAAAAGAUCACCGAUACUGGCCGGGAGAUGUUUGAAAAGAAGACUGGAAAACAUGUCCCCGAAAAGAUCUCCAACUAA
This is a messenger RNA of Aspergillus wentii DTO 134E9, 240 nucleotides long. RefSeq lists its product as uncharacterized. Lineage: Eukaryota; Fungi; Ascomycota; Eurotiomycetes; Eurotiales; Aspergillaceae. The transcript has 3 exons. The record is from RefSeq and is a predicted model, not a curated record. The coding region runs from base 1 to 240 and encodes 79 amino acids.